Colletotrichum abscissum is the source of this 150-nucleotide messenger RNA. RefSeq lists its product as uncharacterized. Lineage: Eukaryota; Fungi; Ascomycota; Sordariomycetes; Glomerellales; Glomerellaceae. The transcript has a single exon. The record is from RefSeq and is a predicted model, not a curated record. Bases 1 to 150 code for a protein of 49 amino acids.
AUGAUCAUGCAACAAAGAUUGUCAUGGUCAAAUUCCGCGUCCAAGUUCCAAGAAAGCAUACUUACUCCCAGGCCAGCCGAGCAGGCCGCAGCAACCUCCUCACAAAAAAUUGGCCCUCAGCAACUGUUGACGGGGGGGCGUUCUGCAUGA